Molecule: messenger RNA, 852 nt
Organism: Gloeophyllum trabeum ATCC 11539
Lineage: Eukaryota; Fungi; Basidiomycota; Agaricomycetes; Gloeophyllales; Gloeophyllaceae
Exons: 2
Coding region: 16-762 (248 amino acids)
Biological process (GO): glutathione metabolic process; L-phenylalanine catabolic process
Molecular function (GO): glutathione transferase activity; maleylacetoacetate isomerase activity
Source: RefSeq, a predicted model, not a curated record
GCAAAGCACCAAAUCAUGCCGCAGGAGGAAAUCAUCUUGUAUGAUCUCCCCCGGAGGGAGAUGGAAAAGGGGCCGUGGUCGCCUAACACGCUAAAAGCCAGAUUCGCCCUGGAGUUCAAAGGCCUACCGUACAAGACCGUCUGGAUCGAAUACCCCGAUGUCGCAGCGCACUGCCAAAAGAUAGGGGCGAAGCCCACUGGCAAGUGGCCGGACGGCACGCCGCUGUACACUCUCCCGGUCAUCCAAGAUCCCAACACGGACGCCGUCGUCUCGGACUCGUACGCCAUCGCGGAGUACCUGGAUGCCCACUACGCGACCCCGCGCUCGCUCAUCCCUGCAGGCACGGAGGGCCUGCACGCAGCGUUCUUCAAGGCCAUCACGGACAACGCGUUUGCGAAGCUGUUCCCCAUCAUCCCGGCCGCGGUCGCGAAACUGCUGAACCCGCCCAGCGCGGAGUACUUUGUGAGGACGAGGGAAGCGCAGUUCGGGAAGCUGGAUGAGUUCUGUCCCCCUGGGCCGAAGCGGGAGCAGCAGUUGAAGGAGGCGAAGGCGGGGCUUGAUAUCGUGGAGGGCUGGUAUCAGAAGGCCGGGAAAGACACGCUGUAUUUGAUGGGUGAUACACCGUCGUGGGCGGACCUUAUAGUGGCGGCGUACAUGGUCGGGAUGAAGCGUAUGCAAGGCGAGCAUUCCGAUGAGUGGAAGCAGAUAUCCAGUUGGAAUAGCGGGCGAUGGGCGAAAUUAGCUGAGGCUCUGGGGAGUUAGUGGGCUCGAAGUCGGACGAAUUCAUGUAUUUGAACACAGAAGAAUUGCGUAAAUAACAUAUAGGCAGGGCUGAGGUCGGAUUCAAACCGC